CCGAGCUGUGUCCGAGGUGUGCCGAGUGGCAAAACGUCGCAAAAACGAAAGUACGUGGUGUGGCGGCACGCUGGAGAGUGCAUUGCAGAAAUACAGUGCUCAAACAAAAACUGUUGACUGUUGUUACGCAACUUUAAGAGGGAAAAUCUGUGGAGUACAUGGAAUCUGAUAACCUGAAGCAAGAACAAAGAACAGUUCUCCGAGAGAGAUUUCUCCGCAUGUGUGCAGCCUUAACAGGACAAUCUGCCAACAUUUGUAUGCAUGAAAAGACAAAUGUCCAGUGCAUGCUAGGUCACAUUGACAUCAAUGUCCAGCACAUACAAGUCAAGGAACUUUUAACACCAAUGGGAAAAAUUCCUCAUGCUGUUCUGCGCCUUGAUGAUGUAAUUUCCAUUCAGAUUCCUGACCUAAAAAAUAAGGAUUUUUAACUCGUUUUAUUCGUCAAUCAAGAUAACAGGGUCAUAUCCAAAAGAUCCAUGACUUUCACCUCAAAUGCAGGGCACUAGGUGGAGGAGCAAUCACUGUGUUAAACCUGUGUGACAAAGCAUCUGGAUCUGAACACAGGACUUCUGAACUCAAGACCAUAAACUGAGAAUAGACUUAAGUCUACAUUUUUAAUCCAGCUAACUUUUAAAAUGAAAUAAAUUUGGACUUAAGUCUAUUCUCAGUUUACCUGUGAAGGAAAUGCCUUAACCACUACUAUGACCACUAGGAUGAAUAAUACACAAAAGAAAUUGCAAUGGAGGGAAAGUAUAAGAUAUAAUCUUAUGUUUAGAAUUUAGAAUACAAUGUCAGAACUGAAGGAAUUGAAGCGACUGAAAGAUGAAGAGAGAACAUUGAUGAAUGUGGCCAGUAAGCUAAGUGACCAGUUAAACCGGUUAAAGGUGGAGGAAUUAGCUCUCCUGAGUAUGCUACACAAAGAGGAACUGCCAAAUAGAGUAGAGUUAGUGGGGAAGGAAGAGGAGAAAAAGGAGACUCAGCCAUCUUCUUCACAACCAACUCCAGUGGAGACAGAAGAGUUAGUUCCCCUGGAUCUCUCUGUGAACAGCCAGCAACAGAAAGAGGUAAUGGAGGAGGAGGAGGAAGAAGAAGAUGAUGACCUCACAAUGAUGAUGACACAGAUAAAUGGAUGAUGACCUCACAAUGAUGAUGACACAGAUAAAUGGAUGAUGAUAUAAAGAUAAUGGUGGAGGUGAAAAACAACAACCAAAAACUGUGCUUUCAGAAAUUGGUUCAGCUAUUUUUAAUAAAAAAUUGUAAAAUAUUAGAUCAAUUUGUCCAGGUUACAAUUUGAUAACAUUUGAAUUUGAUGAUGCAAAAUAAUGGAACAAAGCAUUUUCCUAGACUGGAAUUAUUUUACUGUAUGUGUGGAUUACUGAAGGAAGUGAAAAUUGAUUGAAGAUUAUAUGUGAAUUGCAAGAUAAUGCACUAGAGGUGAAAGUCCUCUUUGUGGGCAGGAUGUGUUAUAGUCCUUCUGAAUUAUUGCUCAGAAGUGAGAAAAAAAAUGAUUUUUAUUCACACCAUAUGUUGUAACUACACUUGGAAUGGACAGAUUAGAAUUUGGAAACUGAGGCAAGGGGGUUGUGGGGUUGCCAUAUGCCACAAGUGAUUUAUGAUAGAUAACAUUACUAGAUGUAGUGUGCCAAGACAAUCACUACACUUCAGAAUCUCCAUCUCAAAUGACAUGUUUGUUACAAUUGUAUUAAAUACUGUAUUUUGAACAUCUGUAUUAAUCUUCAAUAUAAAAUGUUAAUAGAAUAAAAAAAUAAACAGUU
Messenger RNA from Ostrea edulis (European flat oyster), 1775 nucleotides. Its product is annotated as snRNA-activating protein complex subunit 5-like. The record is from RefSeq and is a predicted model, not a curated record. Gene Ontology annotation, biological process: transcription by RNA polymerase II; transcription initiation at RNA polymerase III promoter. The coding region runs from base 789 to 1133 and encodes 114 amino acids. Gene Ontology annotation, cellular component: nucleus. Lineage: Eukaryota; Metazoa; Mollusca; Bivalvia; Ostreida; Ostreidae. The transcript has 5 exons.